UGCGGCAGAAAUCGUUGUCAGAUGUCGGAACAGCACUGUACAUUGUGGGAUCCUAGCCGAUUGCAGCAAUUCUUUGAGAAACCCGGGGUAGCCUUCGUGACGCAGUUUUCUAGCAAGUUACAGCACUGGAAGUCGCCGCAGUGUGCAUUAUUAACUAGCCAAAGUGUUAAUGGCUGCGUCGAAUCGUAUUCCGAUACCGUUCAAACGGACGUGGAUCAUUUUAAAGGACGUCAGCCCCUUGGACUACUUAACGAUGUGAGAAAUGCUUUGUGUACUGCAGCAAUAUUGGGCACUUCAGGUCCAAUCUCUGCAUUCCCAGAAGAGGGCUGUUUUUGAAAGCAAACAGGGAAAUGUCAUGCCACUACCAGUGUCGAGCUCAGUGAGGUUUUAUGUGAUCAAUGGUAUGAAAAUACAAGUCUGCGCAGGAGUUCUUCAGCUGCCUGGAUCACUGGACAGAGAGUCUCAUAUUCCUCAAGGCAACAUGGAAAACACAAGUCAAGAAACAGAGGAAAAUCCAUAUCUUUGUUUUCAAAGAACCCCAUCUCUUCGUCGCAAAUGGCGUAAACGCUACGGAGGGCUGGAUGGCAACAAACUACUAGAGCCCAACAAGGAGGAGGACGUGAGAGAAAAUAGUGAAAUAACAGAGGCCCCCCUGGACAGGAACCUUAGCCCAGUGAAAGGAGAUGAAAACCAGGAAACACCUUUGCCCGGAAAUAUUCCACAUCCUUUGCCAAGGAAUUCCUUUCAGUCUCAGAGGCCUGUCAGCUUUGUCAGCCCAGGGUCAACAGGCUUGCCAUCUUUCAUUGGUAAUGGCAGCCAGAAACCUCCUUUGCCCCAAGGCGACCAUGAGAGACAGACCCCCCAACCCUGGCUCACUGCUGGCAGGCCUGACGCCCAGCAGGGGCAACAGAAGCGAAAAGGGGCCUCUGAUGUCCUCUUUGACAGCUUUGCCUCAAAUGGAAAAGUGAAUACAAAUCACUUUUUUGAGCCGAUGUGGACUUCUGGAAUACAGAGAACUGACCCCAGAAUUAAAGACUGCUACAUACUAAUGAGAAAGCUACAGGACUCAGAUGGAACAGUUGACAGGAACACAUUUCAAAGGUGUGUGACGGGCUUUGUCUCAUUCAUCCUGAAAGCACUGCAAGGGAGAUUUGUCAUCCCUGACUUUUUCACAUUCACAGAGGAAACACAAAAGCUCUUUGUGAAAUGCAAACAGCUGUCAUCUGUGAAGCAGGAGAAAGACACAGGAAGUGAGGACCUUGGGAAGUGGGGCGUCUCAGUGUGUACAGUGGAUGGACAGAGGUUGUCCCUUGGAGACUGGUCUGAACCCUGUGUUCUGGGUGAGAUAUCACGGCCCGUGGUUUACAGCCUUGCCGUGGACCAGCUUGGCUCUGACUACGUUCACAGAUAUGUGGGUGUCGAGGAGUUCUCUAAGUUUGACUCACCUUUUACCCUGACCAAACAAGGAGUGCCACACAGUCCUCUCAUAGAGACUGGUGCUAUAGUGUGCACGUCCUUGCUGCAGUUGACAGUGAGGCCUGGUCCUGAAGAGGAAGAAAAGUAUGAGUCUGUCUUGAAUGUCAUCAGAAGAUUAUGCAAUAAAGAACAUGCUAACUUAAAUUGCAUAAGUCACCAAAACCUGAGAAAGGACAGUAUUCGACUUCAUGCGUUAUCUUUCUACCUUCAAGAAAUGAAAUGCUUUCCAGAGUCCGUGGACAUGAAUGCCACUUUGGAUCUAAUGUUACAAUGUUCAUCAACAGAGGUCUCAUGUGAGUCAGGGGCUGCCAUGGCCGCCACGUUUGCCAAUGGGGGUCUUUGCCCACUGUCAGGUGACCAAGUCCUGUCGCCUUCAGCAGUACGCAAUACCUUGUCCAUGAUGCAGGUGGCUGGGAUGAAUGACUACUCCAGGAUAUUUCAUUUCAAGACUUCUGUACCAGCCAAAUCCAGCACAUCUGGUGCUGUGCUGAUAGUGGUACCUGGUGUUCUCGGGCUCAUGGCGUGGUCUCCUGGUCUAGAUGCCUUUGAAAACUCCUGGAAGGCUGUGCAUUUCUGUGAGGAACUGGUCUCUUCCUUCCAGCUGCAUAGUUUUGACAUCAGGACUCCUUUCAGACAAGUGUUGUCAUACCGUCAGUGGAAAGUGGAAUCUGAGGGUUAUCAAAUAAUGAACAUUCUGCUUGCUGCCUUCCGAGGAGACAUGCCAUCCUUGCGCAGGUACUUCCUGGCUGGGGCAGACAUGAAUGCAGUGGAUUAUGAUGGGAGAUCAGCUCUGCAUGUGGCAGCCUCUGAAGGGCACUUGGAGGUCAUCAAAUUCCUGAUGGAGAACACAGGGGCGAGUUGUUUGGUCAAAGACAGGUGGGGCAAUACAGCACUGCAGGAAGCCGUGCGAUGUAACCAUAGACCGACGGCUCAACUUCUCAAGAAAUACUUAGAGCAAAGAGAGGUCUCCUGACCACAGAGACUGGGUCUGAAACUCAUGAAAACAGAGAGAUGUUCAUGAAAACUCACUGAAUGCACCAGAAUUACACACAAAGCACCUCACAGAAAGCCUUGGUAGGGCAUGGAUACAGGUUACAGAACAGAUGAGUCAUCUCAAACAAGAAAAGAAGAACCUGCAUGCUUAAGAUCAAAUAAUACUUAUAAAUCUGAGAUCAGUUAGAACAGUUGCUUAAUUUAGGCUGGUGAUGUGGUAACAAAAAUGCCAAAAAUGAUCAGCGGUGGGACUUGUGUACUGUAUAUGAAGUGGCUUAAACUGAUCUCAAAAUUUGGCAGAAUUGUUGGAGGUUACCUUUUCCGUGUGUAGGUCACUCUCUUUGAUGUAGGGCUUGUGAAUUUUUGUAGAAGAGAAAAGCCAGAAAAUCAGCCACCAAGGAAUAAAAGCAAGUUGCUUUGUAAAACUCAGCCUCUAAUGAUACAAUGACAAUAUUUUGAUAACGUUUACAUAAGUGUACUCUAUCUUGCAUAGUUUAAUAAGAAUUUUCAGUAUGCCUUUUAAUACAGAUGUGUUCUUAUAACAUGUCAACAGAGUCAGUUUUGUGUUUGUGUUUGUGUUUGGUAUCUAUUGAUGGUGUUAUUUAAUCCCACCAUAUACUAAUUAUAUUUCAUUUUCAAAA
Molecule: messenger RNA, 3110 nt
Organism: Clupea harengus (Atlantic herring)
Lineage: Eukaryota; Metazoa; Chordata; Actinopteri; Clupeiformes; Clupeidae
Gene: glsl
Product: glutaminase like
Biological process (GO): L-glutamine catabolic process
Molecular function (GO): protein binding; glutaminase activity
Source: RefSeq, a predicted model, not a curated record